This is a messenger RNA of Chaetura pelagica (chimney swift), 2178 nucleotides long. It is a transcript of the gene FCHSD2, whose product is annotated as FCH and double SH3 domains 2. NCBI's taxonomy places the organism in Eukaryota, Metazoa, Chordata, Aves, Apodiformes, Apodidae. Gene Ontology annotation, molecular function: protein binding. Gene Ontology annotation, cellular component: neuromuscular junction; recycling endosome. The record is from RefSeq and is a predicted model, not a curated record. Gene Ontology annotation, biological process: regulation of actin filament polymerization; neuromuscular synaptic transmission.
GUUACACAAGAGCUAAAAAACAUUCAGGUUGAGCAGAUGACAAAACUUCAGGCCAAGCAUCAGGCAGAAUGUGAGCUACUUGAAGAUAUCAGAGCGUUCAGUCAGAAAAGAGCUGCAAUAGAGAAAGAAUAUGCACAGAGCAUUCAGAAGCUGGCUAGCCAAUACUUAAAGAAGGACUGGCUGGGAAUGAAAGCUGAUGAACGAAGUGAUUAUAGGAGCAUGUACUCAGUUUGGAAAUCACUUUUAGAAGGCACAAUGCAAGUGGCCCAAUCCCGACUCAAUAUCUGUGAGAACUAUAAGAACUUAAUUUCUGAACCAGCCAGGACUGUUCGGUGCUUUAAGGAACAGCAGUUGAAGAAGUGCGUGGACCAGUUGACAAGGAUCCAAGCUGAAUUACAGGAGACAGUGAAAGAUUUAGCUAAAGGCAAAAAGAAAUAUUUUGAGACUGAACAGAUGGCUCAAGCAGUGCGGGAGAAAGCUGAUAUUGAGGCCAAGUCCAAACUUAGUCUUUUCCAGUCCAGAAUAAGCCUGCAGAAGGCAAGUGUAAAGUUAAAAGCACGACGGUCCGAGUGCAAUUCCAAGGCAAUCCAUGCAAGGAAUGAUUACCUGCUCACUUUGGCAGCUGCUAAUGCUCACCAAGAUCGUUACUAUCAAACAGACUUAGUCAACAUUAUGAAGGCUCUUGAUGGAAAUGUAUAUGAUCACCUUAAGGAUUAUUUAAUGGCAUUCAAACAGACAUGCCAAGCUGUACAAAACACAUUCCAGUUUUUACUGGAGACUUCCAGCAGGGUGGUGAGGGAUUACAACCUCCAGCUGUUUUUGCAGGAGAACUCGGUGUUUCACAAACCACAGCCUUUCCAGUUCCAGCCCAGCGACAGUGACACUAGCCGACAGCUGGAAUCGGAGACCGGGACGACGGAAGAGCACAGCCUGAACAAGGAGGCUCGGAAAUGGGCCACCCGGGUGGCCCGGGAGCACAAAAACAUCAUCCACAGCCAGAGGACACUUGAAGAGCUGGAAUGCCAUGGGCCUGGGAUGUCUGAGCAAACCCGAGCAGAGCUAGAGCAGAAAAUAGAUGAAGCCAGAGAGAGUAUCCGCAAGGCUGAGGUAGUUAAGCUGAAAGCUGAAGCACGUCUUGAUCUGCUGAAGCAGAUUGGGGUGUCUGUGGAUACGUGGCUGAAAAGUGCCAUGAACCAAGUGAUGGAAGAGCUGGAAAACGAGCGCUGGGCCAGCCUGCCCCCCGUGACCAACAACGGCUCCUUGCACCUGAUUAAUGCUGAUGCAGAAAAGGAAGAAGGUGAAGAGUUUGAAGACAGCAUGGAUGUUUUUGAUGACAGUAGUUCCAGCCCUUCUGGUACUCUAAGAAAUUAUCCUCUCACCUGCAAAGUUGUUUAUUCAUAUAAGGCUUCUCAGCCAGAUGAACUGACCAUAGAGGAACACGAGGUCUUGGAAGUUAUUGAAGAUGGAGAUAUGGAAGACUGGGUGAAGGCACGGAACAAGGCAGGUCAAGUGGGUUAUGUGCCAGAGAAGUACCUGCAGUUCCCAACAUCCAGCAGCCUGCUGAGCAUGUUGCAGUCCCUUGCAGCCCUGGACAGUCGGUCACACACCUCAAAUAACUCCACUGAGGCUGAUUUAGUCUCUGGCAGCUUGAAUGGAGACUCCAGUGUCUGUUUUGUAAAAGCACUUUAUGAUUACGAGGGCCAGACAGAUGAUGAACUGUCCUUCCCAGAAGGAGCAAUCAUCCGCAUCCUCAACAAGGAGAAUCAAGAUGAUGAUGGGUUUUGGGAAGGAGAAUUCAAUGGCCGUGUGGGGGUGUUCCCCUCAGUCCUGGUUGAGGAGCUCACAGCCUCAGAAAAUGGAGAGACCCAGUGGAUUGGAGACCUUCAGGUGUCCCCGAAGCCUCACAACGCGCUCCCGGCGCUGCCGCUCUAUGACCAGCCUCCCACCAGCCCCUACCACAGCCCAGACAAAAUUGGUUCCCAGUACUUCCCCAGGUCACCAUCAACCAACGAAAACAGCUUCAGUUCAGAGUCCCCUGGAUUCUCACAACCUCCACGAAUCCCUCCUGAAACGUCCUACGGGAAACUGCGACCUGUCCGGGCAGCUCCACCUCCCCCCACGCAGCAUCACCGCCGGGCCACCGAGAAGAUCGAGGAUGUGGAAAUCACCCUGGUGUGA